Alosa alosa (allis shad) is the source of this 6379-nucleotide messenger RNA. RefSeq names its product Rho GTPase activating protein 27, like (gene arhgap27l). The transcript has 20 exons. Gene Ontology annotation, cellular component: cytoplasm. Gene Ontology annotation, biological process: signal transduction; regulation of GTPase activity. Gene Ontology annotation, molecular function: protein binding. The record is from RefSeq and is a predicted model, not a curated record. Lineage: Eukaryota; Metazoa; Chordata; Actinopteri; Clupeiformes; Clupeidae. The coding region runs from base 278 to 3484 and encodes 1068 amino acids.
GAGUGAGUAAGUGGGCGAGGGAAGAGAUCAGAAAGAGAACAGAAGAAAAGAAAAAAGAAAGGGGGGUGGAGAAAAAAAGAAGGGGAAAAGAAAAGCGGGAGGACCCAGAGGAACCUGUCAGUAGCCAGUGCUGGGAGUUUGCUGAAGGAGAAGUGCUCAGAGGUAUAGAAGUGGAAGAUGGUGCCGCAGCUCUCUCCUCGACUCAGGAGGGCCAGGGUUAAAUCUUGAGCAGUCCUGUCACUGGGACACAGACGUUCAGGAGGUGGCCAGUGUGACAAUGGCAACACUGAGUGGCAGUGGCGGAGGUGGCCUGGGGUUGGUCCUGGUGGAGUUUGAGUAUGAGUACAAGGGCCGUGAUGGCUGCAUGGUGACCAUCAAGCCCAACGAGCGCUACAUGCUCCUGGCCAAGACCAACGACCACUGGUGGCAUGUGCGACGCAACGAGCGCUCCAAACCCUUCUACAUCCCCGCCAAGUAUGUCAGGGAGCUGCCCAACUCCUUUCCCUCGCCGCUGGACUUUGCCGCCGUCACCUCGCCGCCCAGCCCCGAGCACAAACAACCCCCUCCGCUGGACCUGGCCGAGGAGAAGAGGGGGGGUGAUGAGGUGACUAUCCGCCUGCGCUCGCCCGGUGGCUACCGCAAGACGGAGAACCGCAUGUCCACAUUCGGCGUUCCGCUGGAGAUCCACGAUCCGCCGACGGGGUUCAAGAGAGGAGGACACACAGAAUCCUUCUCCAUGCUCAGCGGCAUGGGAGGGGGAGGAGGUGGUGGCCUUCAGGAGCUCUCCUCUUCGUCAUCCUCCUCUUCCUCGUCUCAGAAGAAAAGACUCAGUUUAAACCCUAACAUUCUGUUUGGUGGAUCGCGAGGGUCCAGCACGGCUCCUGCCCAUGUGAUUCCUUCUGUUCCAUCACUGGAGGAUCUAUCCUAUAAGACCAGGGUGCCCAGCUUCAGCCCUGUUGACCCGGUGCACCGGCCCAUCCAGGGGAAGCCUGUGGACCUCCCUAUCAUCAAAGACAUUGCUAGCGACCCCCCGUUGCGGGAGGAGACACCGGAACCGGCCUCGCCCCUGGAGCCGGACUCAGAGUCUGCCUCAAGCAUGGAACCAGACCGUUCGCCGGACUCGGAGAACAUCUAUGAGUCGAUCUUGGAUCUGAACCUGGAUGGGUCACCUGUGACAGAGACUGCACCGGCACUGAUUCCCGCUCCUGCCGUGCCAGAAUCUUCUUCCACACACAACUGCCACGUCUCGCCUGUGCCGCGACAACCAAAGGCAGAGAAUGAGAACCCCACCACAGCUGUGUACGCCAACGUGACCGACCUGAAGAAGACUACACCGCGCGCCCCACCGGCGGUCUCCUCCUCUUCCUCGUUGCCCGGUGUUCCGCCACACCCCUCGCUGUCCGUGGAGGGAUGGGAGGUGCACACUGAUAAAGACAGCGGCAAAGACUUCUUCUACCAGCCAUUGACGGGGCAGAGCAAGUGGGAGAUCCCCCACAGCCCGCUCCCCGGGCCAGGCAUGGAUUCGCUGGCCUCGCCCCUCUCCGCCGCCUCCUCCACCUCCUCCAGGGGCUCGGACUGGGAGCAGCUACUGGACGAGUCCACCGGCCGUCAUUACUACUACAACUCCACCUCCAAGGAGACGACCUGGGUAGCCCCCAAUGCCCUCUCCCCUGCCUCCCCCGCCUCCCCUGCCUCGCCACCUGGGGAGUACCAGAGUCUGCAAAGACAGCAUAGCGAUGGACCGCCCCCUCUGCCUGAGGAGGAUUACCCCACUGAGGAGCCGGAGGACCCUCUGUCCCCACCGGUCUUUGGGCGGGACGUCCCCUCCAUCAAGCGCAUGGUCAUCCCCAAGCCCAACCUGGAGCCCAGCGUCCCUGUAGGCUGGACCCGCAACCAGCAGCCGGACGGCAAGACCGUCUUCACCAGUGACCGGACCCAGGAGCAGUGGUUACAAUCUAAAGAUAAAAAUGGGAAAACCUACUACUACCUGAGAGAUGGAUCAAAGUCGCAGUGGACCCUUCCAGAGGUUUCACAGGCUCCACAGGCGCCAGCUCCCCCCAGCCAGCCGGCUGUGGGCAACGGAGUGGACCAAGAGGGAACACCGGUUCUGAAGAACUGGAGAAACACCAUUGGCCCGAUAGUAAUCCCACCUGCAGACGACACGAAGUUCUUUCCAUCCCACCGGAGACAUGUUUCUGACUAUGCCAGUGAUGCCUCAGCCAGCUCAGGGAAUUCUCCAGAGAUGCCCCAUCAUGAUGGUAAAGUCAGACUGUGGAGAAACUUGUCCAAUACGAGCAUAAACUCGCAGAUUUAUCAUGGCCACCUGCUGGAAAAAGCUGGAAUUCUCAACAAAACCAAAGUGGUUGACUGCGGAAAGAAACUCAGGAAGAACUGGUCUCAGUCCUGGACGGUUCUCCAUGGUGGUAUCCUGACAUUCCAUAAAGAUCCCAAAUCAGCCCCAUCAGGACCUUCUAGCAAAUCGAACCAGAUCGUCCCUGAGUACACUGUUGAACUAAGGGGGGCUUCUGUCCUUUGGGCGUCUAGAGAUAAAUCCAGCAAGAAGAACGUUCUGGAGCUGAAGACUCGUAAUGGGUCUGAGUACCUCAUUCAGUACGACACUGACAGCAUCAUCACCGAUUGGCACAAGGUCAUUCUGGACGCCAUCAGACAGGAACAAAGUCACGUCUCAGAAGAGGAGGAGGAGGAUUUAGAGAAUGACAAAGACAGAAAGAGAUCUCUUCGCAGCAGCACCAGCACCAGUACCAGCGCCAGCGCCAGCGUCAGCGUCAGCGGGGACUCGGAUCAGGGCCGGGUCAGAACCAAGCUGCGGAAGUUCCUGCAGAGGCGACCCACGCUGCAGGCGGUCAAGGAGAAGGGCUACAUUAAGGAUGCUGUGUUUGGAUGUCACCUGGAUACCCUGUGCCACCGAGAGAACACCACCGUUCCACGGUUCUUGGAAAAGUGCAUAAAGGCAGUGGAGAGGAGAGGUCUUGAUGUUGAUGGAAUCUACAGGGUCAGUGGCAACCUCGCCGUCAUUCAGAGACUACGGCACAAAGCAGACCACGAUGAGAAUCUGGACCUAGAGGAUGGGCAGUGGGAGGAGAUCCACGUCAUCACCGGAGCGCUGAAGCUUUUCCUCCGAGAACUACCCGAGCCCCUCUUCCCUUUCAGCUUCUUUGACAAGUUCAUCGCUGCCAUCAAAAUCAGUGACUACAAUCAGAAGGUCUCCUAUAUGCAGGACCUGGUGCGCUCCCUCCCUCUACCUAACCACAACACCAUGGAGGUCCUCUUCAAACACCUGCGCAGAGUAAUAGAAAGUGGCGAGUCAAACCGAAUGUCAGUCCAAAGCACAGCGAUUGUGUUUGGUCCCACGUUACUGCGGCCCCAGACGGAGUCGGCCAACAUCACCGUGCACAUGGUCUUCCAGAACCAGAUUGUGGAGCUCAUCCUCAAUGAGUUUGAGGAGGUGUUUAAGCCCAGAUGAGGCCCACCAUGACCCCAGACCCCUCUCCCUCUGGCUCCUCCGCUAUACUCUCAUGAGACCCCCAGAAAGCCUCCACACAUACACACACACACAGUCACUUUUCUUUAUCUCUCCCUCCCUCUGUCUGUCUUUCUCACUCACUGUAUUGGUCUCUCUCUCCAUCUCUUUCUUUCUUUUCUUUCUCUCUGUGUCCUUUUCCUUUGUAAGAACAGUGUGCCAUAGAAAGGAGAGAGUGAGGAAAAACUGACUGUCUCUGUCAGUGGUAGUCAGGCAUGACACAGAGUAGGGGGUCAGUGGUAACUGUGAUGAUGGUCCCUGCCAUAUGAACGGAAUAGUGCUUACCUGGGAGAAGAAUGCUGGAACUAUGUGACGCCUCAAUGUGUUGUUGUCUUCAUUUUACGUGCCUCAAAUCCUCCUUCACCCCCUUCAGCCCUUAGUGGACACCUGUGACUGUUGUGUCGGAGACGUGCUUGUUCAUGUACACCCAGAUGGCAACUGACUGGGUUGGAUGGCCUUGGCCUUGAUCGGACCCCAGGGUCAGCUGUUCUCUGGACAUCUCUCUCAUGUUGGUACUGCAGAUGUUUAAAAAAAAAAAAAAAAGCUGUCAAGACCAAGUUCCACCUGCUCCCUGCAGGAAAACUAGUCAUGGAAUGUCAUCAUCCUUCCCUUUCCCUUUUGUGGUAUGAGUGAACUGACAGAGUGCAACCAGAAUGCACUGCUCAGUGUGGGUAUGGCUGCAUGGAUUUAAGUGACAGUGAAUAUGUUUACAUGGACAUUAAUAUUCCGAAAUUUACCCAAUUAACACAAUAUUCUGAAUAAGACACUGCCAUGUAAACAGGAUUUUCUGAUUGCCUUAACCCGAAUAAGGUCAUAGUUGGAAUAAGCAAUAAUCAAAUUAAGACAGGUGGAGUAUUCUGAUCUUAAUCAUUAUUGAGGUGCAUUGUAUGCAUGUAUAGACCUUAAUUGCAUUUAAAUAUCCUAUUAGUGCAGAAACUUUCACAGAAUGAACCGUCUUUGCUAGUAAUAAUUGGAUUAUGCUGUGUUACAUGUAAAUGGGAAUAUGAACCGAAGAUUCUUUCAACUAAUGUAAACACCAUAAUCACAAUAUUGUCUUAUUCUCAAUAAGGGCAAUAGUCGGAUUAUUGCUGUGCAAGUAAACAUAGUCAGUGUAAUACUCAGCCAAAAUACAAUGAUUAUGGGUUUCAUGUCAAAAGGAUAGCACUGCUCACUUUGUCCCUGCAGAUUUUCAGACAACAACCUGUAAAACCUACAUGUACUGCGGAGCCAAACAGAAAACGAUGUUCCACUGCCUGAACAUUUGUUUGUUCGAUUGUUUUAUUGUGUAAGGGAAUGGGAAUUUUAUACUGACAAACUUUCUAAAAGUGGUGGUGAAAUCUACGUAAAUAAAGCAAUAUAAUGUUUAACUGCAAGCUAUGGGCUGUAAGAAAUGGAGACAUCUAAUAUAUGACUGUAGCUGUACAGACUGGCUGUUAUGUCAGUGUUAGUGUUUAUAUGCAAAGCAUUAUAGAAUCAGAACAAACUGGCUCAACAAAGGUUUGGUUUAAAUAUUGUUUGACUAUGUACAUAAAAAAGGAAAUACAUUAUCUGUGAAGGUUCUUUAAAUAAAGAAACAAUUUGUAUAACUUGUGUUUUUUAUUUUCCAUUUGUCAUAUUCUGUAGUAUUGUGAUUAUGGUUGUCAAUCUUCACAGAGAUUCACAUAGUAGGCCAAUAUCAGAUCAGAUCAGAUUUCCUGUUUCUGGGUAGCUCUCCAAAAUGUUCAGAAGUCUGAUAACACAAUCACUUGGUAAACCUUGGUAAAAUUCAUAUCAAAUCAAACUUACAGUCUACAAACAAGAAAGGAGUUGAAAGGAGCCUUAAAAUGCUUACAAAGAUUAUUGCACUAGUUUGGGUGGAGAUAUGAGAAUGCAUGCCACAGCCUAGUAUAAAACUGGUAGCUCUCGGCCAUCUUUAUUGUGUCAGAGUAGCUCUUAGAGGACAGCUUAACAAGUGCAAAGUCUUCUGUUGGAUACAACACCAGCAGAGUACCAAAGCGUCACCUGUUGGUUAAAAAGCGCAAAUACUGCACGGCGUAAAGAAAACGCAAUUACGUCACAGUCUAAUGGCGGUCGGACAACAUGGGUACGGAAGACGUGUCGAGAGAAGAAGCUAAGAAGGCUCGAGCAGAGAUAAACAGACAACAGAUCGAGAAUAGACUUAAACUUGAACAAUGGCAACAAAAGCUGAGGCUUAGAGGCCGCAGACAAAUCAGAGCAGGUUUCGGAGUUUGGGCCAUCGCCGUUGGCAUUUUCGCCUACACCUACUACAGGAAGCCAGAUAUCAUUAAGGGCGAGACUGAGAACCUCAAGAGCAUCAUCAUGGGGGGUCCCUCAUCAGGGCCCAACUCAUAAGAACACCUUUGGCCUACCUACCACAGUUUCAACCACAGACUUUCAUCUCAGGCGUUGAGGUCAUAGGCCUACAGGUGUCAUCAGCUUGCGAGAACAAAACCAUUUUGAGUGUGAUCGUUUGAAAAUGAAUCCUGAAUUAUCAAAAAUGAGAUGGAAUUGCUCCCUUGACAUCAUUUUGUAUAGCCUUCAUGACUCAUGAUGCUGUUAUAGUAUUUUCAACUUAAAGUUAUGAUGUAAAUAUGGUGUGAUGUAAUACAUUAUUGGGUCAUGCAUAUGGCUGACUUUUCUGUAUUCUAUUGAAUGAAAACUCAUAGCAUAAUUUCAGUUCCUUUUAUUGUUAUUCCACAAUACAUGCGUAUAAGGAACAGAAAUGGUCUGCUUGCUUGAGUUGCCAAUUGAAUGUGGCAGAUCAGAUGUUUGGCAACUUCUUUUUGAAUUUGUGUGAAUAAAAGACAUGAGGAUUCCAAAUGUCAAGACAUUGUUAAA